AGCCGAGCUGAGAGAAGGCGGCCAGCGAGCAGGCGGCAGGCGAGGUCUGCGAGGAGCAGGCGAGCGGGAAGACGAGACGCAGCCACCUUCCUCACCAGCCAGCCCGCAGCGGUUUGUUCCCUACCUCGGGAGUGCGCCAAUGCCUGGUCCGACCCAAACCCUGUCCCCAAAUGGCGAGAACAACAACGACAUCAUCCAGGAUAACGGGACCAUCAUUCCUUUCCGGAAGCACACAGUGCGCGGGGAGCGUUCCUACAGUUGGGGAAUGGCGGUCAAUGUGUAUUCUACCUCGAUAACCCAAGAGACUAUGAGCAGACAUGACAUCAUUGCAUGGGUUAAUGACAUAGUAUCUUUAAACUACACAAAAGUGGAACAGCUUUGUUCAGGGGCUGCCUAUUGCCAGUUCAUGGACAUGCUCUUUCCAGGCUGCAUAAGUUUGAAGAAAGUAAAAUUUCAAGCAAAGUUGGAGCAUGAGUAUAUUCACAAUUUUAAACUUCUGCAAGCAUCGUUUAAGCGAAUGAAUGUUGAUAAGGUGAUCCCAGUGGAGAAGCUGGUGAAGGGGCGUUUCCAGGACAACCUGGAUUUCAUUCAGUGGUUUAAGAAAUUCUAUGACGCUAACUAUGAUGGGAAGGAGUACGAUCCGGUGGAAGCUCGGCAAGGGCAAGAUGCGAUCCCUCCCCCCGACCCCGGCGAACAGAUCUUCAACCUGCCGAAGAAGUCUCACCACGCGAACUCCCCCACCGCAGGUGCGGCUAAAUCAAGUCCAGCAUCUAAGCCAGGAUCUACACCUUCUCGUCCCUCAUCAGCCAAAAGGGCUUCGUCCAGCAGCUCAGCAUCCAAAUCUGAUAAAGACUUAGAAACACAGGUCAUACAGCUUAAUGAGCAGGUACAUUCAUUAAAACUUGCCCUCGAAGGUGUGGAAAAGGAAAGGGAUUUCUACUUUGGCAAGUUGAGAGAGAUUGAACUCCUCUGUCAAGAGCAUGGGCAGGAAAAUGAUGACCUUGUGCAGCGACUAAUGGAAGUCCUCUAUGCUUCGGAAGAACACGUAAGUGUGAGGAGAGCCAUUGGCUCUUCGCUCCUAAAGCGAUUCUCUUGGUCAGGGUGCAGUAGUGUGUCUUCGGGUGCUUCCCUGGGAUCCCUGAGAAUUAUGAGGACUCCUGUGGGUUUGCUCUUCCCAGAGGACAAGUGUCCUCCUCCUCCACCUCAUCAUCGUCGUCGUGAACCACUGGCCCAGGCUUGUGGGAUGUGCAUUCGUGAAUUCAUCUGGGAGAAGAUGAGUAGAGGGGGAUGGGAGGGGGAGAGGAGGAGGACUGAUUGAGAAAAAUGGGUUUAUGCAGCCAGAUUUCAACUGGUUUGCUGCCCUGAGCAGAUGAGCUAUAAAAAUGUAUAUAAAGAUUCUUCAUGACAGACCAGAGUAUGGUGAGAGGAGGAAUUAGUCUGGAUGUUUUUCUGAUCCCCAUAAGCCCCACAAUUUUUAUUUCAGAGCUGGUUGUCUUGGUUAUUCAUUGCCGGUACAGACUGGUGCCGUGUAACAGCCCUUAGUUGAAAAAUGCUUUUAGAAGGUCUUCUCUGCAGGGAGACCUGGCUGUCCAGCUUUUGCUACUCAGGAGUGUGCGGAAGGGGGGCGGCCAGGAGGUGGAUGCAUCCUGGUGACAGAAAGCAGGUGUGAGGAGCAGCAGAGGACCAAAGCGCUCAAGAAUCAAGGAAGGGAAGGGGUGGGAUAAACGGAGACUAAGUCUGCCCGGGUAGGGAGCGAGGAGCAAGUGCGGGAGCCUGACGGAGCCUCACCUUCCACCGCGCCGCCUGGGGAAGAUGCGGAACAGUGGGCCGGGGUCUCGGGCUCCUCAGCAGGCGGUGUGAACCUGGUGGAAGAGCUCGGACUCUGUUGGAGCAGGAGGCCUGGGGACGCUCCCAGGGCGCUGUGGUCAAGUUGCAUGUGUUAGCACUUGGACAGAACAGAACAAGUCACUGGCGAGUGUACUUUAUGACUUGUCCCAGCCCAGUACCAGACACAUGUUGACUCCAUGUAAGAUUUGAAAUCUGAGUGAUGAAAUCUGAGGGUUGAGGCCUCUCCACCACUUUUUAAAUUCCCUGUCCCCCUGCCUUGUAUUUUUUUUAAGCUUCUUUCUCCGUUAACAUUGGUGCAAACUGUAGAUCUUGAAGCCCUGGGAAGCUGCCUGGCCAGGCUCCAGAGGGAGUGAUGGCUCCGUAAAAUAUGGUUCUCAGUUAUUUUCAGAUCUGACGGCAGAAACCUCAGGUUGAGGUCUAGUGUGCCUGCGCCACCCUGAGUGCUUGGUAGUCGGUCAGGGACCUAGUGAGUUACAGUUACUCUCCUCCCAAGCUGGUGGGAGGCCAAAUCCGGUGCAGUCUUCCCAGCACUGGGUCUCUGAAGGGCCAUUGCCACUGAGGGAGGAAGGCAGCCUGCAAGGUCAGAUCUUCCCAGCCUUGCGCUGUCGGCAGGAGGAAAACCCUUGCAAUUGUCACCUCAGGCCAGAUCUCGUCCGCCAGUGGAGUCCUUGUGCAGGAGCCCUCUCAGGUGAACUCCAAAUUCAGAGUCGACAUGAGCCACUGAAUGCUGCUGGCAGCGGCAGGUAGGCAGGGCCGGCCCAGGAGAGAGUUCCUGCCUUCUGAGUGUGGUCCUACCUCAGUGCCUGCUCUUCAGGAAAACACACAUGAGCCCUGGGUGGCCAUUUCAGGUGCAGGUAUUUGCUGGAGCAGCCUCUUUAAGUCUUUAUUUGAUGGUGGCAGGUCUUUGAUUCUUGGAAUCAGACAAUCCUAGAAUAGAAUGCUUGGAAGAUGUAAAAUCCAGAUAGCAGUUUAUGUACAGAAGUAAACAGGUUCAGUUAAGUUCAUAGUGGUAGAAACCUAAUGGAAGGUUCCAAAGCAGAUCAGCAGACAUCUCUCCAGUGCCUCUCUCUAUCAUUGUCAGGAUCUUUUUCCUCAGGGGUCAUAGGUAUCUCGACUUAGUCAUUGGUUAACUGCUGCCUUGUCCAUCGGUCAGCUGAGGUACAGCUGCUGAUAUAAACAGGCGACUUAUUUCCUGAGGCACUGUCACAGAAGCCACUAAGUGACCUAACGAUUCUUCCCUCCUCCACCAAGAUCUCUUGGGAAGAGCCUUUGUUUCUGUCACUGGACGAAGCAUUGGGUAUACAGAAAGGGGACAGAGCCGCUGCCUCCGUGAGGCAGACAGACGGGCACCACUAACUGGAGUAUGUUGGAGUGGGAUGCACGUGCUCACAAAGACGUAAACUUGGGUGGUGAGCAUGGAAAGGCAGCCUGGAGAGACAGAGAAGACACCUGUGUGGGCUUGGAGAAUGACCAGGAACGUCAGCAGUCCUGGAGCCAAGGCAGGGAGGGUAUUUCAGACAGAGAAAACAGCAUGGCCAAAGCGGAGAGGAAAGAACGGCCGGACGUGGCGGGGGUGCGUGGGGGCAGCGGAGCCUGUGGAGUGUCACCAGGUCCAUCUAGGAAGGAGGGGGCCCUCAGCGCUUCUUGAUGACCCCGCCAGCGUCCUUUGCCCCCCUUUUCUUCCUAUUGCAGGCAAGAGCCUUCUUUACUGUAUCCACCUUCUCUUUCUAAUGAUUAUCAUAAGAAUAAGGAACUCUAACAUUACUCACAGCUAAACAUCCAGAAAGAGGUGAUGGAUUGAUAUGCAAAUAUCAGAACUAAGCAGGUGGCACACCAGGGCUUUAGUCACAUAUCUGGCUUAGGUUUUGUCUGGCCUCCUGCCUAUGUGCGAAGUUGUUUUUUCUAGUAUGGGGUGUAAGAAAAAGAUCGUGUUUCUUUUCUGUGAGCCUACAAAGUAGUGUGUGAGGUGGGAGCACUCACCUGUGGUAGGCAGUGUAACUGCCUCAGAGUUAGAGGUCUGCGGACUUUCAGACCGCCUUAACCUGCGCCCCAAGCAUGAGCAAUCCGUUGGUAAGCUGCGAGGUUUUGCUCUUUAUCUGGGGUCUGCAGUUCCUGCAGAUGGAGGACAUCCCCUUUGGGUCCUGCGACAGAGAGCUGCCCUUGGCCAGCUGGAGACCACAGAGCCCCCUGCCUGGACAAGUACAAAGGGGAGGCCAGGGGUGAGGUCUGAGCUUAGAGGGCCUUGGUCCUACAGCUUAGCACAGGCCCACAGUGUUUGAAUCAAAGCUUUGACUUUCAGUCUUGGGGUAACUCCCAGCUGUGAUGUGAGCAAAUAAUAUUUUCUGUAAAAGGUCCAAUGGAUCCUCCUUUUUGAGAUCUUCCAUGCAGCCUAACGUGCACAAACAGGUAAGAAAGUACUCUGGAGACCUGCUGAACUCCUAGCAGUGCGAAACGAAGGCACCACGCCAGCCUCGGAGAGUGAGGAUGACGGGUGCAUUAACAGCCCUGACCCUCAGAGGGGGCGGGAGCUCCACCAGAGGCAGCUGUGUAGCCCGCCCGUGAGUGUGCACGCACACACUUGGGGCUGAGUGCGUAGCCAGAUGGAAGCAUGGACAGGAUGUGAAGCUUAGAGGAGUGACUAGCUCUGGAGUGAAGCAGAGAGAAGAGGCCCGAACAAGGAACAUUGGCAGGACAGUCACCUGCGAGUUCCCAGGGCACCGGUCCAGGUAAAGUCCCAUGACCACUAGCUCUCUUUUUUGCCCCUAGACAAGAGGCUGGGGGUGCUCGUGAUAGGGUGUGGUCCUGGGCUAGGAGAGAGCAGUAACAUGCCUCUUGACACAGACCCAGUAAGGAACAGCACUAAAUUUGAACCAGGGUCUUCAACACAAUGUCCCUUUCUACUGUUGGAGAAAAGGUGACUUUUAAAAAAUGUUUCACUUCUAGAAUAUAUUUCAGAGUUCUCCCACCAAGAAAUUAUAAUUGCAGCUCACACAAGUAUGUAUUAUGAACCCAACACCGUUCUAUACCUACCUUAACUCUUCUGUUGAGUCCAAGGACUCCAUGGACUCCUUGAUCAGUGAAACUGAUGGAAAACUGUUGUGUAUGUGUUACAAUCCCCCAUUUUACAGAUGAGAAAACUGAGGCACAGGGCAGUUAAGUUACAUGUGCACAGUCAUCCAGCUGGUAAAGUGCAGAACCAGGAUAUGAACUUGAGUCUGUGUUUAGAACCUUGACAUUUUUCUGUUACUAAGAAAAUAUACAGCAUGGAACCUUGGCUGAGAGUCUCAAAUCCUCUGUUGUUUUGUCCUUGGGGAUUUUUCUUCUUCUCAACACAGCCUGCAUUGAUUCUGAAAUAAGUGAGGUUGGACACAGAUGGAUGAGGCCCUCUGGGGGUCCUGAGUAACCUCAGAACCAGUGGUUGAGGCCACAGUGUGGAGACAAGAUUGCAGGCCCAAGUUUUACAGCCAAGCAGGAAACAAAGUGCCACAGGACCAGGGAAAGAAUGAACUGUGGCUCGGGGAAGACUGACAGUGGGCAGGGGGAUUGGCUUGUCCUAAGCAGCAGGGAACAGACCUGAAGCGGGGCGCCUCUGGCCGAGAAAGGAGUGCGUGUGCCUACUGGCAGGGGCCACAAGCACGCCAGGGCUCAGGGUCCCUGUGUGCCUUGCUGAGGGAGCCAUCAGCUGCACUGCUUGGCCAGGCUCCCUCUGCUUGGGUAAUAAAGAGAGCAGCUUGCUGUUUGUGAGGUCAGCCGACUCCGGCCAGUGGUCCCUGGAGUGGGGGUCCGUGGGCACCUCAACCCGUGAGGGACACAUAAAGGACUGAGUGCCCAGAGCGAAGGCCUUGAGCUCCAGCUGCCGCCCCCCCCCCGCUGGAGAAGCCCCCAGACCCGCGUGUCUUCCUUGCCUUACGGCUGGAGUGAGCCUGGUCUAUGCGGCACAGCAGCAGGUCGUAACACAGGGCCUCGGGCGGGGCAGGCAUCAGAAGCCCCGCGUCCUGGCCUGGCGGUGGCCUGGGGCCGUGUGCUGUCUCACACCAGGUUUCCGCGUGGUGGUCAGGAUGCUUCUGAGGCGGUGCCUUCGCUUCUCUCUCCCAUGGGUCGGAGAGUACAAAACGUGUUCUUUGAAGAGGGCUUUCCAAAACAAAAGGAAUGUAUGACCCGCCCCUUGAACAGGAAAGCACGGGCGGCUGGUGCGC
Suricata suricatta (meerkat) is the source of this 6044-nucleotide messenger RNA. It is a transcript of the gene MAPRE2, whose product is annotated as microtubule associated protein RP/EB family member 2. Gene Ontology annotation, cellular component: microtubule organizing center; spindle midzone; cytoplasmic microtubule. The coding region runs from base 140 to 1318 and encodes 392 amino acids. The record is from RefSeq and is a predicted model, not a curated record. The transcript is spliced from 6 exons. Gene Ontology annotation, biological process: spindle assembly; regulation of microtubule polymerization or depolymerization; protein localization to microtubule plus-end. Lineage: Eukaryota; Metazoa; Chordata; Mammalia; Carnivora; Herpestidae. Gene Ontology annotation, molecular function: microtubule plus-end binding.